UUGACCAGCCGCGGAGCGUGCAAGCACUCUCACAGCCGUAGGAGUCCAAGCAGUGGUCUAAAAACAAUUGAUAAUUUAACGUAAAAAGCCCUCAGAGCAGCUCGCUGCAGAACUGCGCUCGACAUGCUGCGGGCGGCGAUGCUCGCGAGGAGCUGCGCCAGACUGCCGUCGGCGGCGUCUGCCGCACGACGCGCCGCGUCGUUAGCGCCGAAGAGUGUACGUGCUACUGCACCGCGCCUGCUCGCGCUAAGUGAAGGAGAGCCGGCGGCGCAGCGGCUGCAGGCGCUGCCGGCGUCGCUCGCGGCAAGAGGACGGGCGACGGAGAAUCUCCAGUCGCUCGCCUUGGAGCCGCUGUCAAGCAGGACCACUCUUACGCUGGUCGGGGGCGGUCUUGUGAUUAGUGGAUGUGCCGGGCUGAAGUCUACGAAGUGCGCGUCGGACGACGACGACGACGACGACGCCGGCGAAGAAGAUGAUCCGCUCAAAAGCAAGCUCUGCAUCACCAACCUCUACAAUUAUAAGUACUGCGUCACGGCGCGCAUCUUCAAGUGCGCGAUGUGGGACAAGCACGACGAAUUCCAGCGGUGGUGCAUCGACGCGUGCAACGCGGCCUACUGCCAGAAGCUCUGGUGCCUGCGCACGGAGAGCGCGGUCCUGGACGGCACGGAUGCGAUGGUCCGCGCGCGAGGGCUGUCGCAGGCGCGGGACCACUUGGUGAACACCCUCAACGUCGUCGCCGACGGCGACUGGAAGAGCGACGCCACCAAGGUCCAGUUCGCGGAGACUGCGGUGAAGUACUACGCGCUCGGCUUCGUGGACUUCUUGGGCAACGACGCGGUCUCGCUCCGCGGCGCGGCGCGCGACGGCGUCGGGUUUCAAGAAUUAUGAUCUUGGACGAGUCCGUGACAGCGCGUCCUUCACCACAGGUCCAGACGUCGAUCGAGGAGUACUGGGACCUCUUCCACCCGGUGGCGGCGCUCCACCAGGGGGCGCCGCCCGAGAUGCCCUUCGACGCCGCGCUCCUCAUCCUCGACGCGUCGUACACCGCGCUGGGGAACGAGGACCUGCGCCAGCACGUCGACCUCGAGACGAUAGUGAGGAUACCGGUGUCGGAGUACACAUAGACUUGCGAGAGAGAGACGCGUGCGUGUUGCUGUUUCUCACCAGAACCGACCCAACGCAGACCAAAGCGUGUUGCCGCACGGGCAGCUCGACGGAGACGAAGCUGGCCGUCGACCACGUGCUCGAGGGCACGGAGCAGGCCUACUGGAGAGCGUCGCGGCGGUGACGACCCGUGUCCGACGGGGGCGCGUUUCGUCUCUUGAAUCGCAAACACGACGUCUGUUUCAAACACAGGUUCCGGCCCUUCAUGCUCGCCGCCGAGACCGCGGGCCAGGCCCUCGCACGCGUCCGGCCGGCGAUCGACGCGCUCGCUGCGUUCUGUGAAGCGCGCGCGUCGGCGGACGCGCCGCUCGCUCUCCCGAGCGACGCCGUCCUGGCGCUGGGCGCGGCCGGCGCCGUCGAGGUCGCGGCGGCGCCGCUCGCGACGGCCGUCGCCGACGCCUUCGUCGACGCGUUCGUCGGCCGCGACGACGUCACGCGCGACGACGUCCUCACCUGUGUGGAAAUCAACCAGUGAGUUAGGUUACCUGAGAAAUAUUGCCAUGAACCUUCGUGAACCUCCACGCCAUCGAACCGACGUGGUCAUGGCGACAACAUCGCGUCGAUGGCGUGUUACCCGAAAUUUGAUUUCCACACAGGUCCUCGCGGGCCUCCGCGCCUGUUUGGCGGCCGUCGAGCGGUUCGACGAGCCGCUGGCGGCGCUGCGCGAGGCGCUGCGCGGCGACAUUAGCCGCGCGGCACUCGCGCCCGGCGUCGCGGCGGACGCGGUCCCCUUCGCCGACAUCGCGUCGACGCGCGUGCCGGACGUGCUGGAGGCCGCGCGCGAGGCGCUCGGCCGCGUGGCGCUCGGCGUCGACGACGGCUCCGGCGGCGGCGCGCUCGAGUUCCUCGGCGGCGAGCUCGCGCACCAGACCGCUGCGUUGGAUCGGGCGGUCGCGGACGGGCAGAUCUGCCUCUACGGAGAGGCGGGGAACGGCUACGGCGGAGACAGCGGUGGAGCGGAGAUCUCUCGAUUGCGCGACGUUGUAGAUUGGGAUGCGAUGGACAAGCGGGACGACAUCGACACGAGGGCGGCGACGCUGUCCGGCGGCGAUCGAGCGCACAUCGCGCUCAUCCUCCGCGGGUCCAGCGAGACGCACCACAUCGUCUAUGAGGUCGCGCCGUUGACGAUGGGGGGCUUCGUCGUCGACGAAGCGCCGGCCUUCUCAAUUAGCUGCGUCGUGCGCGCGGCCGACGCGAACGUGAAUACUUGGGACUCGCUGCCGCGGCACCUCCUCGAGACGGACGCCGCGUGCACGCUCGCCGCGAUGCGCUUAUGUUUGCACUCGAUGCACUCGGGCGGCGCGCCCAUCUCCCUCGACGCGGUGGGCCUCACGGUGGAUUACUUGGGGAGGGAAGUCUACAAUUUGUUCCGGAAGACCCCUUUGCCGAGCUCUUUAUCAUGUAGCGGUGCCGUCCUCCGCAUGGGCAUGGGCUGCAAGACGCUCGUGGCCCUCGUGGGCGGCGACCGCUACGAUGUCUACGGGCGCGGCAAGAACCACUUCGGUACGCCGGCGUACUUCCCGUGGCAGUCCUCCGGCUGCGGCGACGUCGAGUUACACUGGUCGGCCACGGUCGACCCGGGCGCCGUCGACGCCGUCUUCAAUCGCGCGACGGGCCUGACGGCGGACGGGCUGCAGCGCGUGUACGACCGGGCGGUCGAGACACUACCGUGGCGGAAGAGCUGCUACAACGUCUCGGACGCCCUCUGCUGCGUCACACUCGUGCGCCCGGACGAGUGGGACAUGGUGACGUCGGUCGAUGGGUCGGGCGUGAUCGAGGGCUCGAUCAUCGUGCGCGACUUGCGCAUGGACGUCGCGGAGGAGAACGCGGGCACGGACGGGUUCCUCGCGCAAGUCUUCGCGAAUGCGCUCGGGCUCAAGUCGGGUACCGUCCAGUGCAUAAAUCAAUGGUACGACGCCUUCAGUCGACGUGGCGUCUGCUCGACGGCGUGCCUCUACGCUAUUGUCGCGACGUCUGCUCGAUGGCAUCGACGGCUUCUACACGCCACUUGUCAUGAGGGUCUUUACUACCGUACAUUCGUCCACGAUUAAGCCAGCACGACUGCGUCGUCGCCGAGAGGUUACCGAGGAAGAAUUAUCGGUGCACCUGACUCACUAUUCGAUUUGUACACAGGCGCCGUCGCCGUCACGGUCGCGAACGCUGCGAUUGCGGCAGACGUCGCGCUGCUGCGGGACAUUCCGCGCGGGAGCGCCGUCGUCAGCGGGAGCGUCGAUUCUCUCGAAGUGGCGAUGGUCGGCGGCGAAACGCCCUUGGAGGCUUUGACGCGCGCGCUCGACGUGCACUAUGCUUUAGAAGAGGCCGAGAGCGACAAGGUCAAGUACGAGUCGCGCGCGGCCGGCUUCGCUGAGAGCCUCACUGAAGCGCUCGACGCAGCCCAAGUUGGCGAGAUUUCGAAGUUGCUGUUAUUAGGUGCGGACUGCGUCGGGCCCAAUAGCCACGCGGCGGUCGUUGGACGACCCUUCCGGCCGAUGGUGGUUGGGGUUAAAAUCGGCCCAAGGCAACGGCAAGUUUACUACGUGAACGACCAGGGGGACAAUGUCAGACCGCACGCCUGUUGCGUCGUAGACGACGACUUUUUGUCCACGCUCUCGAAGGUAGCUGAGGCUGGAGGGUCGUUUACCCAUCGGGACGGGUCGCGUAUUGGGAAAUUACAAGAUUCACAUGUGGACAUCGUCUUGGUCCCGAUCGACUUUCCUAUCCGGCAUUCAUUAACUAUUAAAUCUGAAAAUGCUGCCGAGAUGAGGAAAGAGGCUCGCUACCUUUUCACGACCUACGUCGACGCUUUAUUAGGUUCGGACGUGUCCUUCGACAAUGAAGAACUCCGGCGCCAUCACGCCGUUUACAAGCUGCAAGACUGGACAAGAAACUCCAGCAAGUACAACCCUUGGUUAAUGCCGGGGCCGCCCACGGAGCCUUACCCGCCCGGCUUCGGCGAGUCCUGAGCUUCUGGGCCUGUAUACUAUGUGAUCCCGUUCCAGUCCCGCCCCCCUUGAUUCUAACGACAGUAUUACGGAUAGAACUAGCAUGCGCACGUCGAGCGCCUGUAACACACUAG
Molecule: messenger RNA, 4240 nt
Organism: Pelagomonas calceolata
Lineage: Eukaryota; Pelagophyceae; Pelagomonadales; Pelagomonadaceae
Source: the annotation of a GenBank genome assembly